Molecule: messenger RNA, 514 nt
Organism: Scheffersomyces amazonensis
Lineage: Eukaryota; Fungi; Ascomycota; Pichiomycetes; Serinales; Debaryomycetaceae
Exons: 1
Coding region: 102-470 (122 amino acids)
Source: RefSeq, a predicted model, not a curated record
UAACUUCUCACCAGUAUUAAGAAUUUAACUACUUCUAUAGAAAAAGAUUAUGGGUUUAAAAUGUUCAGUAAUUUUCAAAAUAAAGGAGUAUUCAAAUUUAAAUGGAGUUUUCUGAGCCCUUACCACUAAUACGAAUUCGAGAUACGAUUGAAGACCCCCAAGAAUCUGAUCAAGAAAACUAUGAUUCCAUUCUAUGGUAUGGUUAUCUCAUACUACUUUGCAGUUGGGUCCUUUUUGUUAUGUCAAUAAAUUCUAUAUUCGAGCUUUGGAAAUUUAUUAUUCAUCCAUUAUCUGUUUCAGAGAGAACUAUUCCGAUAUAUAAGUCAUUACAAGUUACUUUUGAAUGUACAGAUCGAUAUAUAUUAAAGUUAUGGUGUAUAUAUAUAAUUGUGUGGUGGUGGUCAAUUAUAUCAUGGACUGGAUUGAAAUUAUUCCGACAUUCUAAGGGAAUACAGACCCAAGUUUCGUGAAUUUGGCUGGACAGUUACGGAAAUAAUAAACAGGUUAAUUAAUG